This is a messenger RNA of Paraglomus occultum, 348 nucleotides long. NCBI's taxonomy places the organism in Eukaryota, Fungi, Glomeromycota, Glomeromycetes, Paraglomerales, Paraglomeraceae. The record is from the annotation of a GenBank genome assembly.
GCACAUUACAGGUCACUACUGUGUGAGAAUCAAAUUGAAGAAUAUGAUUUAUUACGUACUCAUAUGGAAUUUACCACAGAAACAUCUAUAUCGUCUCAACAGUUACCUCCGUUGACAAUUUUUAAUGCUAUUAACUUUGCAGCUGGGGCUUGGGAUCAGGUGAAACAAAGAGUAAUACAAUCAUCAUGGCAGAAGAGUGGAAUUUUGCCACUGACGGUGCAGCCGAUGACCAAUGAAGCUGAAGAAAAUCUCGAAUCUGAAGUAAUCAAUUUAGUAGCGCAGCUACCAUCAGAAGAACCCAUGAAUACAGUCCGUGAAUAUAUUGAUUUGGAGGAAAAGAAAUUGUAG